Molecule: messenger RNA, 205 nt
Organism: Candidula unifasciata
Lineage: Eukaryota; Metazoa; Mollusca; Gastropoda; Stylommatophora; Geomitridae
Source: the annotation of a GenBank genome assembly
UCCUAUUGACAUCUGGUCUAUAGGUUAUUUUUUCUUUGCAUUCCUGAUUAAUGCUACCUACUUAAUGUCAUGUUGGAUCACAGUGAUGAUUUCAGUGGAACGAUGUUUCUGUGUGGUAUCGCCAUUUAAAGUGAAACAAAUUUUCACACGCGAUCGUUGUGUCACAUCCGUUCUUAUUAUAUACGUUGUUUUCAUUGUAAUUCAU